UUAGUUUAGUUUUUGUAAGUUUUACAUAACGUUUGCUUACAGUAAAGUGUGUCCCAUGUGUAUAUGAGUAUCAUUGACUGUUUAAAGGAUACCCGCGGGGAAGAUGACAUGGCAAAUGAUCAGUGGCCAAGCGCUUCAUCAUCUGGUGAAACCUCAGAUGAUGAAAGUUCUGAUGAGGAAGCUCCUGCCACUAACAUCAACAAGAAAUCUGCGUGUCACGGAAUCGAAGAAAAGUUAGAACUGAAGGAAAAAUUGUACGACAAUGCCAAACUGACGAGGGGAGAAAGUAUGCUACUCAUAAUGGCACAUGCCCUGAGACAUUCGUCAUCGAAGCAAGCAACUGAAAGUCUCUUGAGACUUGUCGAGCUUCACCUGCCAAUAAACACCACAAUGCCCAUCUCCAAGUACCACUUCUUCAACGUAUUUUGUAAGUCAGCUGACUCGGUAACCCAGUACCUAUAUUGUCCAUCAUGCAAAUGUAGCCUUGGAACAGCCUCAGACGUAAAUGUGGUGACAUGUCCCACAUGUGCAACUGAUCACAGCUCUACUGAAUUACUCAAUUCUGGUUCCUAUUUUCUCAUCCUGAGCAUAGAGACCCAACUACGAAUGCUGCUUGAGCAGUAUGGUAUUGUGUCACGUGACUUGCGUAAGCCCACUUGGGACGUUGGCGACAUUACUCAAAGCAGUGCGUAUGCUAAUCUUCCACUGGCCGAUCACGAUGUCACAGUGUCAUGGAGUACAGAUGGUGUACCAGUUUUUGAGGCCUCAAACUACUCCAUAUGGCCACUUCAGCUGCAGGUGAACGAGCUGGAGUUUAAAAUCAGAACGAAAAGCCUUCUGCUUGCUGGGCUCUGGUUUGGCCCAUCCAAGCCUGAAAUGAACACUUUCCUCGAGCCCUUUGUCAAACAGAUGAACGAAUUGUCCAUAAAACCUUUCGCAUGGAAGACUCCUUCUGGGGAGGUGGUUUCGUCAAGGGUGUUCACUGGACCGUGCAUUGUUGACACUGUAGCACGUUGUGCACUGGCCAGUAUGAGUCAAUUCAAUGGGCAGUAUGGUUGCUUGUGGUGCACUCACAAGGGUGAAGUCACAUCAACUGGGAGGGGUCACUCAAGGGUAUACCCCAUUGCAGAUAAACUGCCGAAGAAAAGAACUGAUGCUUCCUUCAGAAAAAAUGCUGCAGAAGCAGCAGCGGGGAGGAGUACUGAAAUGACAUGUGGAAUUAAAGGGGCAACAAUACUUUUUCAGUUGGCUUUUUUUUUCUUUCCUAUGAACUUCGUCGUGGACCAUAUGCACGCUGUCUGCUUAGGAUUUGUUAGGAGCACUGCGAGCCUAUGGUUCGGGCACAAGGGAAAUGCCUACCCGUAUCACAUUGGCAACAUGAUCCCAGAAGUAGACAGGCGGCUAAAUGGCAUGAAAGUUAUCUGGGAGAUAACACGUCUACCUAGAUCUCUAACAGAGUGGAAGUAUUGGAAGGCAUCAGAGUGGAGAAACUGGUUGUUGUUUUACUCCCCAGUCGUGCUAAAAGGGCUCCUCCCAAAAAGGUACUUCUUAAAUUGGCUCAAGUUUGUGCAUAUCAUGCAUAUCUUACAUGGGAAAACUGUUCCUAUGGACAAGUUGCACACCGUGCAGCAGGAACUUAUUUCAUUUUUGAAAGAAUAUCAAGACCUGUAUGGUAAAAGUGCCAUGAAAUACAAUACUCACCUCCUGCUUCACCUCAUCGACAGCGUAAUGGAAUGGGGACCCCUCUGGUGCCUUUCUUGCUUCUGCUUUGAAGGCAUGAAUGCUCAGUUACUACGUCUAAUAAAUGGUACCCGCUAUGUUCACAUGCAGAUUGUGGAUAAGUACCUGAUACACCAGUCACUGCAGCCUCUGGUUGCUUCUUUUUGUGUGAACUCGUUAGACAUCACCCAUGCGAAGGGCUUUGUUACGGAUCUGAUGCGAGGAUACCCACUACGAAAAAUUUCAAACAAAAUCCUAGGAGCUCUACUCUUUGGCAAGGGUAAGACGAGUGGUGGUAAUGUACAUUACAGCAAGGUCAGCAUUGAAAAUUUUAUGUUCUGUACCGCAAAACAAGACAAAUCACGCCGAAAUAAUUCCUUUGUUUUCGCAGAGGGUAGAUUUGGUCAGAUACUCGACAUAAUUGUCUGCUGUCGAGAGGCAGGGCAUUGCAAGUGUGAACGACCUGUUGCAUUUAAGAUUCAGGUCUUGCAAUCAAACAGGAUCAUCUUAAACUCUUUGGAUGCGCUCCACCAAAUCUGUGGGUUUGUUGAGGUAGCACGCACAACAGAUGAAAUUUGCGUGAACGCAUUUAAUGCCGAGAAGUGUGUUGCUUUGAAUGUAAAUGACAGGAUGUACUUGUGUACAGUUCAUGCUGAGUGUAUGCUCGAGUGCCUGUAGUUCAUGUGCCUAUUAUCUAGUAUUAUCCAGUGUCCUGUCUAUCCUGUAACGCUGUUGCCUGACAUUGUAUAUGUGUGGAAAAAGCCCUUAUGUUGUUUCGUGAGAUAUGUGUUUUCAUCCUCUUGUUCGAAGUCUUAUGCACUUGUAUACGAUUCAUAUAUUGUGUGGGGGGAACGCUUGUAGUCCUCAGUAUGUCGUUUGCAAGUACAUAACUUCACAUUUCAAUGUUCCUGUCGUUUAAAAUUGUAAGAUACUUGUAUACUACCCAUGCAUUAUAGUGUGCCAGAAUGUUCACAUCUCGUUGAUUGAAGGGUACUGAU
Ornithodoros turicata is the source of this 2717-nucleotide messenger RNA. RefSeq lists its product as uncharacterized. The record is from RefSeq and is a predicted model, not a curated record. The transcript is spliced from 2 exons. Bases 64 to 2397 code for a protein of 777 amino acids. Lineage: Eukaryota; Metazoa; Arthropoda; Arachnida; Ixodida; Argasidae.